Molecule: messenger RNA, 1335 nt
Organism: Fonticula alba
Lineage: Eukaryota; Rotosphaerida; Fonticulaceae
Exons: 5
Coding region: 1-1335 (444 amino acids)
Biological process (GO): fatty acid beta-oxidation
Molecular function (GO): acetyl-CoA C-acetyltransferase activity
Source: RefSeq, a predicted model, not a curated record
AUGGUCACCCCCACCUCGUCCCAGAUGGAGCUCGAUGACGUUUUCAUUGUCGGCUAUGCCCGCACCCCCAUCGGCUCCAUCGGCGGCCAGCUGGCCAGCGUCACCGCGACCGAUCUCGCCGGCCACGCCAUCACCGCCGCCCUGAAGCGCUCGAAUGUCCCUGCCUCGGCCGUGCAGGAGCUCGUCAUGGGUCACGUCAUCUCGGCCGGCUGUGGCCAGUCCCCCCCGAAGCAGGCCGCGGUGGCUGCCGGCCUGCCGGACUCCGUCAUCUGCACGUCGGUCAACAAGGUUUGCUCCUCCGGCAUGAAGGCCGUCCACUUUGCCUACCAGUCCAUUGUGAUGGGCUACUCGGACGUGGCCAUUGCCGCCGGUACCGAGUCCCUCUCCCAGGCCCCCUUCCUCAUGCCGAAGAAUGUCCGCAAUGCCGGCUUCCGCUAUGGCAGCCAGACUCUGACGGACUCCAUCCAGAACGACGGCCUCACCGACAGCUUCGGCCAGGCCCUCAUGGGUGACCUGUCCGAGCAGAUCGCCCACAAGAUGUCCAUCUCGCGUCAGGAGCAGGACGCCCAUGCGAUCGAGACGUACCGCCGUGCGAUCGCCGCUCGCGAUGCCGGCGCCUUCGACCGCGAGAUCGUCCCGGUCACGGUGCCCGGGGUCCGCGGCCGGCCGGAUGUCGUGGUCACCUCCGACGAGGAGCUCAGCCGCGCGGCCUCCCCGGAGAAGAUCCGGUCCCUGCGGACGGUGUUCACCCCGCCCACCGGGGCCCAGCCCACCAUCACGGCGGCCACCUCGUCCGGCAUGAAUGACGGUGCCGCGGCCCUGGUCCUGGCCAGUGGGGCAUGGCUGCGCGCCACUCGGGCCCGCCUGGUGGCCGAGGGUGCCCCGGAGACCUCCCUGCCGGCGGCCCUGGCCCGAGUGGUGUCCUGUGCGGAUGCCGAGCAGGACCCGGCCCUCUUCUCGAUUUCUCCCAACCUGGCCGUGCGCACGGCCGUCGCCCGGGCCAAGCUCUCCCUCGAGGACAUCGGUGUCUUCGAGAUCAAUGAGGCCUUCUCCGUGGUGGCCCUGGCCAACCUGCGCCUGCUGGGGCUCGACGACCAGAAGGUCAACAUCUACGGCGGUGCCGUGGCCCUGGGGCAUCCGCUUGGGUGCUCUGGCGCUCGCAUUGUCGUCACCCUGCUGAAUGCCCUGGCGCAUGGGCCGCUCGAUGCCCCGGAGGGCAAGGGCGCCAGCCGGUAUGGCUGCGCGGCCAUCUGCAACGGUGGCGGCGGGGCCAGUGCCUGCAUUGUCGAGCGCGUCAAUCCGGACGGCUCGCCUGUGGCCACCGACUCGUGCUGA